UGUAGUCGUCGUCGUCGUCUUUCUCACAUUUCUCCAGAAACUUGAAACCCUGAAAAGUUGAAAAUUCGAAAAAUGGAGGCACGAAAUCGAAGAACCAUACAUCUCACAGAGGAGAUGUGGGCGGAGAUUAUAGCGAGGUUACCAUUGAGGAUCAUCGCUAGAUUGAAAUCGGUAAGCAAAACAUGGAAAUCAACAAUCGAAUCAGUCUAUUUCCGCCGUCUCUUUGUGUCAGUGCACAAAAAAUCCUCAACGUCGUGGUCACUUAUUUGGUACGGAGAUAAAUAUCUCAUAGAUUUCCAUGGAUGCGAGACAUGGGGUCUUUCAAAGUCUCUACCUUUUUUCAUCCCACCGCCUCUUAAUGUAACCGAGGCUUCUUCCCAUGGAUUGGUUUUGGUUUCAGAGUAUGGUCUUGAUUGCUACUUUGUGGGCAAUCCAGUUUUACGAAAGUGGAUCAAAAUCCCUCCAGCUCCAGCUCCAGCUCCAGGUAGGUCUUCUCCGUUUGGUUUGGUUACUCGGGUGGACAAAGAUGGCUUCGUUUUGGGCUUCAAAGUGGUUAUGUUAGCUAAAGAUCAGGCGACUAAUAACUAUGUCUCGAGUACUUUGGAUGUGUGUCUGUAUUCCUCCGAGACUGGGAUUUGGACUUCCAAGACUAUUCAUUGCCCUUAUCAGAUCACCAACUAUGGUUCUUUGACAUUGGACGGUACUAUUUACUUUAACCAUCUUAGUGAGCCUGGAGUUCUCGUAGCUUAUGAUUUCUAUUCUGCAUCCUCGGAUCAGUUUCGGGUUAUACCUCUCCCGGAUCAUCCCAAUCACGGCUUCGAUCACGACUUCAAAGGUGCUUUGACUACUUCACAAGGGUUUAUCAUGUAUAUCAGAACACUAGCUCUAUCCUCCUCGUCUACUGUUUUCAAGGCUUGGAGGUUGUUGAACAAUGAUUCAUCUUGGCAACUUGUGUGGAAUAUCUGCCUCCCGCUACUUAUAGGUGAUUAUGUACCCAUGGCGAUGCAUCCAUUUGAUAGUGACACUGUCUAUCUAUGGAGUCGGGAUAAUCGUCAUGUGGUGUCAUGUAACUUGGGCACACAGAAGAAGGUAAUCCUCGGAGAUGGUGAUCAUCAAGAUUGUGUCUUGAACCAGUCUGUAUGUGAGGAGUGUAUGGAUGAGAUAUGCGACUUUAAAGUUUCUGGCAGGCAUUUACAAUUGGUGCUCCCACGGUGGAUGGAAUCGGUGCCUUGUCCUCCCCAAGUUGAAGUUGAUGAGGUGAUGGAUACAGCUUCAGUAGUGGCUCACGUUACUGCAAUGCUAGAGAUAAAACAGUCGCAAGUAGAUCAUUGGAAUGAAUGAUUUCAAUUUGGUUUUCUGGUUUUCUUUCUUUUUUAUCUCUACUCUCUAGGACUAUGUAAUGGAAAGCAUUUUGGGACUUGGCAAACUAUUUCAUAUCAUUCAAUUUUUGCUUCUUUGGUUUUUUCAGUCCAGUGGACGAGUUCUCUAUCUUUUGUUAAGUUGUUAAACAAGAGUCGCACUUCUUCAGUUGUAUGUUUUAUCCCACUA
Molecule: messenger RNA, 1548 nt
Organism: Camelina sativa (false flax)
Lineage: Eukaryota; Viridiplantae; Streptophyta; Magnoliopsida; Brassicales; Brassicaceae
Source: RefSeq, a predicted model, not a curated record